AUGGCAAUUCCUUGUUUUUCUCAUGGCUACGAUCCUGAUUACGAAAGCAGCCUUAGUUCCUUGAUUAGCAGUUUGGCUGACUCAUCACCUUUAUCAGGUCGAGAAGAUGAUGGUGAUGACGACGAUGAUGUUUAUGAUGAUGAUGAAAGCCAUGAUAUUGAACACGAUGGGCCUCAAGUUAAUGGGGCUGUUAACAUCGAGCCAUCUCAAGAACUGCAGUCAGCAGAAGAACAGCUGCACUCCUUGCAAAGUGGUUAGUAUGAAGAUAAAGAAAUCUUGUCAUCUUUACAUUUGCACCAGUCUUUUCAAAGGGGUUUUUUCUUGAUAGAUGUCCUUAAGGGCGUGUUCGAUUAAGCGUAUUCCAAAACAAGUAAUAAAUGGAAUAUGACUUGUUUGGCAGUCAUUGCUUUGCUAUUUCUAAAAUUCUGCUUGAAAUAAAAUAUUCCGAUCCGUGGGGGACUCUGCAUAUGAAAGGGGUGGGGAUGCUCGUCGGAAAUUUUGAAUGAAAACCCUAAAGGAGACCGAUCUAGGCGUGGCCCAAGCUUUUUUUGACCCCUAAAAGAGACCAUGUUAAAACACAGACAAAUGAUCUGAGAAAACUUGGAUUAUAUGAAUGGAGUCAAUAAAACGAUAUCAAAUAUACAUUUUUAUAUUUUUUCGCGUGCAACCCUAAACGAGACCUUCACGGCUAAAUAUGAUGGCGUUUUGCCCAGAACACCCUAAGUGAGACCAAAAUCCAAAAUUUACACCCCUAAGCGAGACGACGAGCACCCCCACCCCUUUUAUAUGCGGAGUCCCCUCCCUCCCUCCCCGGGAUUCCGAUGUACAUGUAUGUAACGUUUAAAUGGUCCAAAAAUUACAGUAGAAGAGAUUUGCAACAAGACUUUUGAGUAUCUUCUUAUUUCGGAAUAGAAUCAAUUGAACGCACCCUUAGCAACCAAAUCACGGUCUCAUAACAAACAACGAUGAUUCCUGAGUAUUCUAAUUNGACUCUGCAUAUGAAAGGGGUGGGGAUGCUCGUCGGAAAUUUUGAAUGAAAACCCUAGAGGAGACCGAUCUGGGCGUGGCCCAAGCUUUUUUUGACCCCUAAAAGAGACCAUGUUAAAACACAGACAAAUGAUCUGUGAAAACUUAUAUUAUUUCAAUGGAGUCUGUAAAACGAAUAUCAAAUGUACAUUUUUAUAUUUUUUCGCGUGCAACCCUAAACGAGACCUUCACGGCUAAAUAUGAUGGCGUUUUGCCCAGAACACCACAAGUAAGACCAAAAUCCAAAAUUUACACCCCUAAGCGAGACGACGAGCAUCCCCACCCCUUUUAUAUGCGGAGUCCCCUCCCUCCCUCCCCGGGAUUCCGAUGUACAUGUAUGUAACGUUUAAAUGGUCCAAAAAUUACAGUAGAAGAGAUUUGCAACAAGACUUUUGAGUAUCUUCUUAUUUCGGAAUAGAAUCAAUUGAACGCACCCUUAGCAACCAAAUCACGGUCUCAUAACAAACAACGAUGAUUCCUGAGUAUUCUAAUUAAUACAAUUUGAGUUAAACUUGAAAAAAAUUUAUGCGAGUGCAGAUUUUCUAGUUGAUUUAGCUACAAUCACUUUCAUGCGUCGCCAAUUGUGCUCAUUCAUUGCCCUUUAGAGUUUUUCUUCGGUUGUAAGUGGCUGUUUGAUAUUUUCCUCUAUCUGUGACCAGUUUGAAAACUGCAUGAUCCAGUCACAUAAACUAUUAUCAUCUCACUCAUUUCUCGGGAAAGUAUAGGCCAGGUGUGGGACAUCGAUUCACCAACAUAUAUUUACCGGGUAUAAAGUUGUUUCGCCCAAAAGUCAUUUCGCCUGGAAUAGGGUUGAUUCGCCCAAUGUUAGCAUUUACCGUAGGUUAAUUAUAACCAUGGAGACGUUCAAAGGAAGUGGCAAGCCAUGACAGCUGCCUAAUGCAGUAGUGUUUAUCGCGAGUUUCCUGAGUAGCGUUAAAAUAGCCAAUAACUUCCACGGUCGCCUAAUUUUGACUUGCGUACGUGCGUAAAUUAAAAAAAGAGGCAAUGUAUCAGUGAAACGUCGCGCUUAAACGUAAGAGUUGAGCGAGAUUCAAGUUUUAUGCUUACGCGCGACAUUCCUUGCAACGUUACCUUGGGUGCCAGAGGCUUUUCAUGCGCGGUUUCAGGUUUCCGUUAAGCCUUUUAAAAUGACCUGCGCAAAAAGCUUCGCCGUUCGUGUCUUCGGCCUUUGGCCAAAGACGUUUCGGCCUGCGACGGACGAAGCUCCUCGCCGCACGCGAGAAAAAACGUCUGGCACCUAGGGUGCUGCAUCGUCUCUAAUGCACGUAAAAUUUAUGUGCGCACGUGACAGUGGAAAUCCGCCUUGAGAGUGGCUAUGAAAUCUCCCGCGUAAAAGGCGCACUGCACGCGGAAAGCACAGUGCGAAACAAACUCAAGUGUGACCGUUUUUACCACGGUGUGCAAAACAGCCCGGUAAAUGUACCGCAAGAGAAAAAACGUGGUGAUUGCUUUUGAAUUGUGGCAAUAAACAUGUCUUUUUCUGUUCCAAGAGCUAUUUCGGAGCUUGUCAGGCGAAGAGCUGGAGAGACUGGUCUUAAACGGCAUUGCUGAAAGUUCCAGUAUGACGGAUAAUGACAUCAAUCUACUGAGCAGUCAGGAGGAUUUUGAUCUUGAAAGUUUAAUUGGUAGGUAACUUCGGUGUAUACAUUGGAACCUCUAUUCAGGGAACACCCUCGGAACCAAGUGUGCUUACCAUUUGACAGCAAAAUCCGGUUGGGGUGUCGAAAGCAUAAUGGUAAGCGAUUUACCAGUUUACCGUAGAAACGCCACAUCCCUUACGGUUUGAAUCCAAAAAAAGGGCGAACUUGUGUAACGUGAGUCUGGAACCGAGAAGGAACCGGUUAAUGGUAAGCAACAUUCUGUUUUGUUCGUACCAACCGGAAUGAUCAGACUACCUCAAAACGUACUCCUCAAUUUUCGGUUGGAAUUUCUAAAAAGUGACCUUACCAUUUACCCGGCAUCCAGAAUUUCCGAAAUUUUCCGUCAAAUGGUAAUCACCCCAAGGCAAUUGUUUCCUGAAUGGAGGUUUCCUGGGAUGAGGUUUGUCAAUAAUUAACCAAGAAAUAAAAUAUUUUUCUCUUAUUCUGCCUUGGAAUCUGUUGUAGUCCUUAUUUAAGCAGCAAGAUAAUGUACAAAAUAACAUGAUUAACUUAUCUCUGCGAUAUCUUGUGUUGAAUUCCGCCCUACAAACGUAGUACGUCGAUCAAUUUAAGUGAAUAGAGUCCAUUGCCCAGUAAUAGAUACAGUGAAACCCCGCCCUAUGGCCACCUCGGUAAUACGGUCACCUCAUUAUUACGGCUACUUUAUUAUGGCCGCCUGGCAAAACGGCCAUACAUUUUCUUGUAAAAAAAACCUCGUUAAUACGGUCAUCCAUUAAUGCGGCCAAAUUUUUUUGGCCAUUUGGUUACCGUAUUAACGGCGUUCCACUUUAUGUUCUUAUUUACUUCUAGUUCAAAUCAAUUUGGAUAGCAGUGUGACAUCUGAGUGGUCAUAUUCUAUGUCAGGUACAGACUAGACUCGCCCUUAAUGUAGUUAUUAGAGAGUUUAACUAAUCUCGGUGAUGGCGCAUAUUUCCCUUUCGUAAACGGUCGUUGCCAUUUUUAACGGACGGUGCCACCAUUGGUAACCAAGCCUUAAGUCGUGAUAGAUGUAAUAUAUUUCCCGGAUUAAGUUGCAAUAAGUAUGUGUAAUCAAAUGGUGACGAGUGAAAUUAGGGAAUAAUUUCACGAGCGUUUUGUCCAAAUCCUUAAAAUUUUCCGAGCCUUUAGGCGAGGGAAAUUAUUAGGAUUUGGACAAAACGCAAGUGAAAUUAUUCCCUAAUUUCACGAGUAUACCAUUUGAUUACCUAUUAAUAUCAUGGGUGACGAAUUACGUUAGCAAUCUUGGAUUUUUGACACGUUUAUCCUGGAUCGUAUCGAUCGAGAACUCCUGCACUCUCUCGAACGUUUAGGGCUUAAAUUUGGCUUAAGUUCAGAGUUUUUCGACAAAAUACCUGUUAGAAUCCUUCUUGAUGUGCUCUUUCGUGUGUUCAGGUUUUCUAAAGCGUCUUUUUGUGCCCUAACAUCUUCAUUCAUUACAUUUUAAAACUUCGUCGCUAUCUUGACACUGAGACGUACGUUAUGUUGCCAUGGCAAUUUUGUAAUUUCACAUGUGAAAUUACAAAUUAACGCUGAAAUUUCGCGCCAGAAUUAGGGAGUAAUUCGUCACCUAUGAUAUUAGGCAAAUAAUUCGCUGUUGAAUAGUCUCAAGAAAGAGCGACGUGGACGCCCAAGUUCAACUCACAGUGAAACUUAUGGCAAGGGCUUGGGUUACCUGUUAUUGAUGUGUCAGUUAAGAACGACAGUUUGCUAGUUUAUGUACUUACGUUUUUCGGAAUUUUGGCCGGUCGAUGUCUUAAUGUAGUGGUAAGGGAGAGCGAUUAAGAUACGAAAGUUCCGGGUUGGAGGUUUCGCCUCCACUGUCCUGAGUCUACAACAAUGUUUUUUUCUCUUAGUGAACCUUAAACUUUAAAGUGGCCCUUAAGAAUAUCGUUCCAGGAAAAUUUGGCAAAUUGUGCUAUACACCUGUAUAAGUGGCAUUUUUGCUGAUGUCGGGCUGAUUUAGCAACAGAACGGGAACGUCAUUUGACGACGGCAAAGCGCGCGAAAAGGACUAAACUCUACUUCCGGUGCCCAGUUUGCUGCUCAGCCAUUGGUCAAGCCAUUUGUUUGAUUUGCGCGCGCCGUCGUCAACUGACGUUCCUGUUCUUUCGCUAAAUCAGCCUGUUGUUCGGGAAAUGAGCCAGCUCUCUUCCCGAGCAACAAGACCUGAGCUUAGAGGGUGGCAGAAGCCGUUGUGGUUGCGUAAGCUUCCGCGGAGGGUGUUAAAAGAGCGUAUCGCCGGAAUUCUCCGAAAGCUCCGUGUAUAUUAUCAAGUUAGAAUUAUAAAGGCGCACUGGAUGACAAAACACGACUUUCUUUGUACAACAGGAGAAAGACAAAUAUUCAUCUUCUUAGACGCAAGCAAAUCACAAUCGAUGAAAUUUACAUAACAGAACUUUCAAAAUCGAAAAUUCGAGCUGACGUUUUCAAGUUUUUAGUCUAGUUUUGGUUCACUUCUUAGAUUACGUGUUUAGAGGAGAAGCGUUGCGUGACGAGACAAAAACGGCUGCGUGGGAGACUACUAACUAAUAGGUGUCCUUAGUUAAUUUAAACGUUACUCCCCCCUCCCCAUGCUCCCCUUCCCCUGUUCCCUAGGGGAAAGGGAGAAUUGCGUGACGAGCUGAAAGAACGUUUGCCUGGGAGGUUACCCGUUUCCCCGGUUCAAAUAAAAUUUCCUGUGAAUGUACUUCUGAUACUCUGUGCUGUGUAACAUUUCUCAGACCUGACCAAGCUUCAUAUUAAGAACAUUGAUGGGGACCUAAUGUUUACAAUACGUGAACGACCUACCACCACCUAUGGCAGCCUGGGAAGAGACCAUCAUGGAAAUGUAAGAGCUGAAAAGAUCAGUUUAAAAGCCUUUUUAUAACAUGAAUAUUAAAGCUACAAUCGGCGACAAAAUUAGUUGAGGCACUUUACCUUAAAGGACCUCUCUAACGUUUUAUAAACUUAAAAAAGGGAAAAUGAAGCUUCCUCUCUCCUUCCCCUCCGUGUAAUGUUUUGCCGCUAUUCAAGCUUCCUGUAGAAAACAACAAACAUCUCAGCUUUGAAUGGAGAGGACAGAGGAGGGGUAUGGAUUGUUUUGUUCUCCGACGUUACCCCAUCUAAGGACAAUGUCUUGACAAUUUUGUCGCCGAUUCAGAUUGUAGCAAAACUACAAAAACAAACAAACAAAACUAUGUCUGAAAUAGACACAAUCCAUGAUCGACUGAAUGGCGUGGUGGCAUGAUGGCAUGAUUUUGAUAUAAGACAGGGAUCAUUUUUUUUAUUUUUUGUCAUUAUUACUAGAACCACCUUGCACAGCAUAAUAAACAGUACCACAGGAAAGUACUGCUCAGUAGCUUUCAUUUGAAUGGACACACUAAAAGAUAUCAUCCACAGACUCAAAAGUUAGAACCACCUUGUACGACAAUUUAAACAGUACCACAGAAAAGUACUGCUCAGUAGCUUUCAUUUGAAUGGACACACUAAAAGAUGUCAUCCACAGACUCAAAAGUUAGAAACACCUUGCACGACAAUUUAAACAGUACCACAGAAAAGUGCUGUUCAGUAGCUUUCGUUUGAAUGGUCACACUUUAGGGUUUUUAUCCACAGACUCAUCUUGUUCGGCAUGAUAAACAGUACCACAGGAAAGUACUGCUCACUAGCUUUCAUUUGAAUGGUCACACUUUAGGAUUUCAUCCACAGACUCAAAAGUUACAACCAUCUUGUACCGAAAGAGUACUGCUCAGUGGCACUGUUUUUCACACUUAAGGAGUUCAUCCUCUGACUUGAAAAAUUGAAAUCGCCUUGUAGGUCUCUUGAUUUGGCGUAGGACCCGACAUUUAGUUUUCCUAACCAACGCAGAGUGUACAGUGCUAAUUUAACUGUUUUCGUGAUCAGAUUGCCUCCGUGUUAAGGAUUGAAGCCUUUGCGUUAACUAGUGAUGACGGCUUCCCCCUGGAUGUCCAUGCAGAGAUUGGAGAAGAAGAGCAAUCUGUGAGGGUUGUUCGUGCGCAUGACACAGACCGCUGGGAGCCUUACCGCUGGAGAGUUGAUGUUCACGGGCUGGUAGAACAAUGGACCAAUUUUUGA
Porites evermanni is the source of this 6758-nucleotide messenger RNA. NCBI's taxonomy places the organism in Eukaryota, Metazoa, Cnidaria, Anthozoa, Scleractinia, Poritidae. The record is from the annotation of a GenBank genome assembly.